Amyelois transitella is the source of this 730-nucleotide messenger RNA. RefSeq lists its product as uncharacterized. The transcript is spliced from 2 exons. NCBI's taxonomy places the organism in Eukaryota, Metazoa, Arthropoda, Insecta, Lepidoptera, Pyralidae. The record is from RefSeq and is a predicted model, not a curated record. The coding region runs from base 39 to 626 and encodes 195 amino acids.
CUUUUAAUCUAAUCCGUUGAGUAAGUUCUUGAUAAGGAAUGAAUAAAAGGAGAUAUUUUUAUUAUUUUGUUCUCACUGAUAAAAUAACGUACGUAAAAAUGGGGCAUGUCAUCAUAAUCGCCAUUUUGGCAAUCGCAGCGGUCCCAGAGAUCCUCCCUGCGGUGCUACCGAAAGCGAAUCCUAUGGGUGCUCUUCUCCAAAACAUCUUAAACCCGGCCAACUCAGAAAGAGCUAAACAAAUAUUACAACUAACCGGUGCAGUCAAUAAAGUACCCACAAACCCUGUGUUCAAUUUACUGCAAGAAGUAGCUGUACCGAGAACAAGCCCAGUUAUAGUACAAGACUUACCACGGCAAGUUCUACCGGUUCCGCAAUUUCAAGAGGUGGCCCAAUAUCCGAGCAGACCAGUUAUACAAGAGAGGGUGUACCCUUACGCGUCAAAUGUGCCGUAUGUCGGACAAAUUCUGCCAAACUCCCCCGUGCCUUUGGUGAACCCAUUUCUGCCUGCCGCGUCCCCUGUUUCUGCCAUUGCGCCGCCGACUUCGAACCUGCUUCCGCCUGUAGAUCCGACUCAAGUGAGGAGCCACUUUUUGAGGAAAAUACCUAUUCCACCGCCGUCGUUGUAGUUAGAUAAAUAAUUUAUGGUUUGAUUAUAAUUUAUGUUUUUCUUUUUUAAGUUAUUUGUGAUGAUUGAUAGGAAUUAAAUGAUUAAGUAAAUGUUAAACCUCAU